UAUUGAGCAGCACAGAGAAUGAUAGAAAAAAAAUAUCCUUUUCCUUUCUCUCGCACUGUUCACUCACACGUGUGUGGUUUGGGAUUUUUUCGAUUCUCAAUUUUUAGAUUUUUAACUAAAUUCUGAUCAAUAAAUCAGCAAAAAUGGUCGUGAAAGCUAAAAAAAGCACAAAACAAAAUGUUCAAAAUGCCAAAACAAAAGGUGGUAAAAAAUUGAAAAAAGUUGCAUUGAAAUUUUCGAUUGAUUGUUCAAAACCAGUGGAUGAUGGUAUUAUGAAUGCAACGGAUUUUGAAUCUUUUCUCAAAGAAAGAAUCAAGGUUAAUGGAAAGACAGGAAAUCUUGGAACAGCCGUUACAGUUGAACGUAACAAAUUCAAGAUUUUAAUCAAUACAACAAUACCGUUUUCAAAACGUUAUCUCAAAUAUUUAACAAAAAAAUAUUUGAAAAAGAAUAAUCUUCGUGAUUGGAUUCGUGUGGUUGCUACAUCGAAAGAAGCAUUCGAACUUCGUUAUUUCCAGAUCAAUAACGAAGAUGCUGAUGAAGAAGAAGAUAAUGAAUAAUAAAAAUGAUUAUAAAUUCAAAUAAAUUUUUUGUUAAGAAAAAUUAAAAUUUUUUUUAUUAUUUCUCACUUA
This is a messenger RNA of Dermatophagoides pteronyssinus (European house dust mite), 632 nucleotides long. RefSeq names its product large ribosomal subunit protein eL22-like. Gene Ontology annotation, cellular component: ribosome. Lineage: Eukaryota; Metazoa; Arthropoda; Arachnida; Sarcoptiformes; Pyroglyphidae. The record is from RefSeq and is a predicted model, not a curated record. Gene Ontology annotation, molecular function: RNA binding; structural constituent of ribosome. Gene Ontology annotation, biological process: cytoplasmic translation.